Molecule: messenger RNA, 7365 nt
Organism: Lepisosteus oculatus (spotted gar)
Lineage: Eukaryota; Metazoa; Chordata; Actinopteri; Semionotiformes; Lepisosteidae
Gene: znf532
Product: zinc finger protein 532
Source: RefSeq, a predicted model, not a curated record
CUGAUGGGUAGUAGCAGCUAACGUUUGGCUGAUACCCGACUCUCAAUACAGCUGCUGCAAAAGGUGGAAAGAUAGGCAGAGUGCAAAGCCAAGGUUUUCGUUUAGACUGACCAAUCGAUGCCCCAAAUUAUCUUUUUUUAUGCAAGCAAAGAAGUUGUUUCUCUCUGAUGCGGGAAACGUUUUCUCUGCUAAAAGAAGGGGGGAAAGCAAAACAGCAAUCUUUGCUAAAUAAAAAAAGGAUCUGCGUAACUCUGGGCUUCUGCAGGACCGCGGAGACUGAUGGGUACUCAUUGAAAUAUGCUGAUGGAUACAUGGCUAAACCUGGUGCUGAGGUCAUGGCUGUCCUUGUUUUAUUCUUCUAAACUGGCCACCCAGGGACAAGACUUCACCUUAGGUCUAAACAUCACUGACAGCUCUCGCAGAAGCAGUGCAUCAUAAACAGGUCUUUUAAAGACCCUUCACAACAGAAAACUGGAGUGGUCUGGGUUACUAGGGCCAAGACUGAGGUGGUGGAGGUCCUGAACCAGUGGCUAGAAGGUGCCAGAUUUAUAGAAUAACACAGUCAAGAUCAUGGGAGAUAUGAAGACCCCUGACUUUGAUGACCUUCUUGCAGCCUUUGAUAUCCCUGACAUGGUUGAUCCCAAAGCGGCUAUUGAAUCUGGCCAUGAUGAUCAUGAAGGGCAAAUCAAGCACAACGUCCAUACAGAAGAGGACAGCCAUGUUCCACCGGUUCCUGAUGUUGGGGUCAGUGUUAUUGUGAAAAACAUCCGCAAUAUUGAUCCUUGUGAGCAUGCAGCCACAGAGAAGGAGGUUCAUCCCUCCAUGGGGAAUGGGUUGCAUAAUGGCUUCUUAGCCAUGUCUCCUGUUGACCGCUAUGCUAAAGAAGCUGGAAAGUCACUGAAGGAAGAUGGACAUGGAUCUACCAUGAAAGACUCUUCAUUCAACCAAUUCAGCCCUAUCUCCAGUGCAGAGGAAUUUGAUGAUGACGACAAAAUUGAGGUUGAUGACCCAUUGGACAAGCAGGACAAUCUGUCCAGUUUCAGGACAAAUCCACUCACAGGAUCAGCUGUGAAGAGAGAUGAGGACAAACCUAAAGCGAUAGUAGGGGAAAUUUUAACAAAAACUGGGGCAAAUGGGGAUCAUGACAAAAUUAAAACCAUUAAAAGGGAAAAUGAAAGUGCAUUAGGUAGUUUAAAUCUGUAUGAGCAACCAAAGUCAAGGAAGGUUGAUGAGAAGGCAAAGGAGAUUGUGCAGAAGACUCUAGAUGGGAAGGAAAGUGGAGAAAAAUUGGGUCAAAAUGCAUCAAGUGUUUCCCAAGCUAAAGCAAAGUCAUCUGCAAAACUGUCCUCAUGUAUUGCUGCAAUUGCUGCUCUUAGUGCAAAAAAAGCCACCACAGAUUCUGCCCCUGUGCUCCAUACUAGUCCUAGGGACUCACCUAUGGAAGCUAAGGAGAGUCCGAGGAUCAUUGAGAAGUCUGCAGAUCCUGAGACACCUGUGGAGUUCACAAAGAAAGUAUUUGCAAGACAGCCAGAAAGCCCCUGUAGUGUUUCCAGUGAAACCAGUAGUAAAGGCUCCCCAUCUUCCCCAGCUGGUUCAACACCUGCUAUUCCCAAAGUUCGUAUAAAAACAAUAAAAACAUCCUCUGGGCAGAUUAAGCGUACUGUCACGAGGGUCCUGCCGGAGUUUGAUCAAGAAGGCAGUAAAAAAGUGAUCGACCAAACCUCAUCAAUUGUCGUCUCUUCUCUUUUGUCUUCUCCUACUUCGACAUCUGUCCUUUCCUCCCCUUCCCGAACUCCACUGCCAACAACAGUGGUUGCUACUUCGGCCAGUUCAACAACUGAAAUUACUAAACAGAUGACUAUUAAGCCAGUGGCUACCGCCUUCCUGCCUGUCUCUGCAGUCAAGACAGCGGGUUCCCAGGUGAUUAAUCUGAAACUGGCCAAUAACACCACAGUAAAAGCUACAGUCAUACCAGCUGCCUCAGUUCAAAGUGCUAGCAGUGCUAUUUUAAAAGCUGCCAAUGCCAUCCAGCAGCAGACUGUCAUGGUGCCUGCUUCCAGCCUUGCCAAUGCGAAACUUGUGCCAAAGACUGUCCACCUUGCAAAUCUCAAUCUCCUGCCUCAAACCACCACAACUGCUUCUGAACUCCGCCAAGUGCUUUCCAAACCCCAGCAGCCAAUCAAGCAGUCUAUGAUCCCCACCCAGCCUCCGAAGAAGGUGUCCAGGGUACAAGUACUAGCAAGCUCACAGAGCUCAGUGGUAGAAGCCUUCAAUAAGGUUCUAAGCAGCAUUAACCCAGUGCCCGUUUAUGUUCCUAACCUCAGCCCCCCCUCUGCCGCCUGUAUUACCAUACCCUCCCGUGGCUACAAGUGCUUGGAAUGCGGAGACUCCUUUGCCUUGGAGAAAAGCCUCACUCAGCACUACGACAGAAGGAGUGUUCGUAUUGAAGUGACCUGUAACCACUGCGCUAAGAACUUGGUUUUCUACAAUAAGUGCAGCCUUCUUUCUCAUGCACGUGGUCAUAAAGACAAAGGCGUGGUAAUGCAGUGCUCUCACUUGAUCUUGAAGCCCAUACCAGCGGACCAGAUGAUUGCCUCACCUUUUCCCUCCUCAGUUGUUGCCACCACCACCAUACAUAACUCCACAGCCAGCACUGUAAAUUCUGUAACAAAAACUACGCCGGCUGCACUCAGCACUGUUAUAUCUGCACCCUCUACUGCUCCAGUAGUUGCUGCCAUGCCCCUUGAUGAGGAUCCGUCCAAGCUGUGCAGACAUAGCCUUAAGUGUUUAGAAUGCAGCGAAGUGUUCCAGGAUGAAGCCUCUCUUGCUAUGCAUUAUCAACAGGCACUAGAGUCCAGUGGGCAGAAAACUUGCAACAUUUGCCAAAUGCUGCUUCCGAACCAGUGCAGUUUUGCUUCACAUCAGAGAAUUCACCAGCACAAAUCUCCAUACACAUGUCCGGAAUGUGGAGCCAUCUGCAGAUCGGUCCAUUUCCAGACCCACGUCACCAAGAACUGCCUGCACUACACCCGCCGAGUGGGCUAUCGCUGUAUCCACUGUAGUGUAAUCUAUGCGGAUGUGGCUGCCCUGAAGUCGCAUAUCCAGGGGACUCACUGUGAAAUCUUCUAUAAAUGUCCUAUCUGUCCAAUGGCAUUUAAAUCAGCACCAGGCACCCAUUCUCAUGCCUAUACACAGCACCCUGGAGUCAAAAUAGGAGAACCCAAGUUAAUCUAUAAGUGCUCCAUGUGUGACACAGUGUUCACACAGCAGACGUUGCUUUACUCCCACUUUGACCAGCACAUCGCCAAUCAGAAAGUCUCUGUCUUCAAAUGCCCAGACUGCUCCAUGCGUUAUGCACAGAAGCAGCUUAUGUUGGAUCAUAUAAAGUCUAUGCAUGGCACACUAAAAACAAUUGAGGGUCCACCAAACCUGGGUAUAAACCUUCCCCUUACCACCAAGCCAACAAAUCCAAUUACAUCCAGCCAAAAUGGCAAGGAUGUCAAUUCUGUGAACGGGGUGGAAAAGAGUGACAAGAAGCCUUCCUGCACUGUGAAGAAAAGUAACACUACUUCCCUGUCCAAGAAGCCCACCAACCCAGGCUGGAUGUGCCGGGAUUGUGACAGAUUGUUCACCCAAAGGGAAGUCUAUAUUUCUCACAUGAGGCGAGAGCAUGGGAAGCAAAUGAAGAAGCAUCCUUGUCGUCAAUGUGACAAAUCCUUCAGUUCAUCACACAGUCUCUGCCGACACAACAGAAUCAAGCACAAAGGAAUUCGAAAAGUGUACACAUGCCCUCACUGUCCGGACCCCAAUCGUUCUUUUAGUAAGCGCUUAAUGUUGGACAAGCACAUUCAGUUAAUGCAUGGCAUUAAGGACACAGAGGAAAAACAAGUGACAGAAUCCACCAAUGCUGAAGAUGCUUCAGAAAAAGAAUUUUCUAAGGCUUCUAGCCCAAAACGGAAGCUAGAAGAAACAGUUUUGGAGUUCCGUCCCCGAGGUGCUAUAACUCAGCCCCUGAAGAAGCUCAAAAUCAAUGUGUUCAAAGUCCACAAGUGUGCUGUGUGCAGCUUCACCACGGAGGACAUUGUGAAAUUCCAUGAGCACAUUCCCCAGCACAAAUCUGAUGGCUCUUCCUACCAGUGUCGUGAGUGUGGCCUGUGCUACACCUCCCACAACUCUCUGUCCAGACACCUCUUUAUAGUGCACAAAUUAAAAGAACCCCAGCCCACUUCCAGACAGAAUGGGGCAGGAGAGGACAGUCAGCAAGAAAAUAAACUGAGCCCAGAGGGCACAGAAUCUGACGGUGUCUCCGAAAGGAAGUGCAAAGUUUGUGCCAAGACAUUCGAGACAGAAGCUGCCUUGAACACUCACAUGAGAACACAUGGGAUGGCUUUUAUCAAGUCAAAAAGACUGAGUGCAACAGAGAAGUGAAUACAGUGAACAGAAGACCCGUUUUAUUAUCCAAAUACUUUUUGUUCUGUGCUACAUUUGGUUUUGUUACACUCUUCACAGCUGAGUGCUGUUAGAAUAAUGGUACAUUUUAGACAGCUGUAGUUACUACACAUUACACCAUUUUCUCUUAUAUAUCCCUUAAGUGUUUAAAAAAACUAAAUGUAUUUAAAAGCAAUUUAUGUAUAUUUAAAUAAAACUAAGAAAAACACGUUUUGUACACUCUAUGCAAAGUGUUUGUAUGGGUGUUUAAUAGAUUUUUAUAGGACGUUUAAUUUAAUUAUUUUCUGUCAGAAGCAGUCAUUUUUGUUACAGUUUGGAUGUUUUAGAUACUGUGAAGAGGGUUUAUCAUGAGGUUUAUCCUAUAACCUUAAAACACUGCAGUAUUUUAUUGCUACUGCUGCCAAAUGUCCUGGGAGAAGUCCAUGAGCUAUACAUCAGUUGAACUGUUACAAAGGAAAAAGGCAGAAAAGGCCAGAACUAUGAAAUAGCUGUAAUGUACCAUACAACCUGUUUGGUAGGAGCUUUUUAUGACUUACAUUUACUCAUUGCUUCAUUCCAUCAUUCAAUCAUUGAUUCAUUAUCAAUGAUUGAUCAUAACUAUCCCUCACAGUUAAGGGUCACAGAGAGUGCCAGAGAGAGUCUGGUUGUCUUAGAAGAUUCAGUCACGAUGAGCUCUCUUCAGCAUUUUCACGUUUGCUUCCUCAUUUCUUGGCUUAAAGUGCAGAGCUCAUGCCCAACAUUCUUGCUGAAUCUGGUUCAGUCAAAGACCAUAAUCUCCCAAGAGCUAAAUCAAUGUUGCAUUUUUUAUGUUUGCUUUAACUAUGUCUUUGAAAUGCUGCUUUUGUUCUUAUCUGGUGCAAUUGCCUUGGCUUUGAUGGGAGAAGAGAACCGUCUUUGGGAGCCUAGAGUCUGACACCCAGACAACAUGACAAGCUUAAUGGAGCUUUAAAAGAAUGCUUCUGGUGAUUGCCCUGAAGGGAACACUGAUAAAUCUGUCCUCCUCUUGAUAUGUAAAAUGUUCUGCAAAAUAUUUUGAUUAUGCAACCAAGAUGAUUGGAGGUCUUAUUCUGCCACAGUAUUCAUCUAGCAGAACUGCUGUUGAGAUAUUCCAGGUGUUCAUCUUCUUAUGGCUCUUUUACCAUUAAAGGCUUUGUUGCCAGACCCAUAUUUUCUGAUUAUAAAGUAUGCAGGAAUUGAAUCCUAAUGGGCUUACACUGUAAAUGCGGUAGCACCAAGUCUGAAGGUACUUUAAUCUGUUGAUACUGAUUGUACAUUACUUAUUCUACCAACUCUACAACAAAGACAAGUAGAUGGACUUUGGAACCCAAUUCAUUCCAUUUGGGGCAUUUUGAAGGGGAGUCAAAUGAUGUCACUGUCACCAUUCACUUAAAUCAGCAGACGGUGAAGAAAGUUUUGUGAUUAUAAAGUUGUCAUCAAAAAUUACAUUCUUUAUUUCAAACAUAUAUUGAGAACAUUGUGUGGAGAGGCACACAACAGAGAUACUUUUUAAUUUACUUUAAUGGUUCUGUUUCAGUGGAACUCACAAAUUAAGGAAUAAUAUUGUCUGUUUAGAUCUUUUCACAUGCACACCUUUUGGUUUUUGCUUUUAAAAUUGUUUAUUUUGUGGCCUUUUUACAGAGUUUGAGCCAAUAAGGUUCAGAAUACUAAUGUAAAAGAAAGAUGUGAAUAUUUGUUAAGAUGUAUUUUGUCUGGUAGAGUUUAAACUAGCCUAUUUUACUGACAGUUCAUAGAGGAAGAAAAUGUGAAUUAAAAAGUUCACAGUAUAAAUGUGCAGGUUUUAAGCAUAACCAUUCAUAUUAUAACUUACUAUUUAUCGGACUCUCCAAAAAAUGUUGUAUUCAUUAUUUUUGCCAGUUUCAGCCUAAGAAUUUAAAAAUAAUGUUUAUGUUUCACUAAAUGGGUGCUAUAUACAUGUGAUAUGUCAGCUCUCUGGAUGAAUGCUAUAUACAGAUAUUCUUAAAGCUACUUCCUUAUCCUUUUGCUUUUUAUAGACAUAAUGCUGUCUAUUGAAAGGAAAGGUAGAUGUCUGACAGAUGAUUUAUUACAUUAGUGAAGGUUUACCAGCAAGAAGAAAUUGGUAAAAAUGCCCAGUUUUUUAUAUGUGAGCAGAAAAAUAAAGAUUGUAUUUUCUUUUGUUCUUUUGUUUUGUUCUAUAGUUGUUCUUAUGCUGUUACUAAACAGGAAAAAAAUGCUUCCAAUGAUGACGACUACACCUUUAAUUGACUAACACAUGAAAGCAGUUCUGCCCUAGUGUUGCAAUAUUGAUGCACUUUGAUCAAAAUAAUUCUAUUAUCAACAAUACUCAUCAAUAUUGCUACAGUAUAUUAGACAUGUUCUAUUAUAGUUAACAUAUUUUAACAAACAAACAGUGAUAAAGGAAAUGAUUUUGGAAUGUUGUUUUUUAUGAAAGUUUGCACCUGAGGUUAUGAUUUUCAAUUACUUUGAAAAGACGAGAUUUUGGUUUUGGAAACUUCCAGAUGCUAUUCUGUUUGCCGAAUUUUGCACUGUAUCUUUUUUAUAUACACCUUAUCCUACAUUCUAUCCAGUUUUGCAGUAGUACAAGAUGUAUGGUAGACACUUGGAUUUACUUUUAGUUUUUAAGGACAAAAUGUUUAGUUCAGCUUUGAACAAUGCAAUAACAUACAAUAUUGCUAUUGUGUGUUAUUGGAAUGUUUCAAUUGCAAAAGUUGAGCAUCUAAACAGUUUUCUAGUUUCUUUCUAAAUUAAAAGUUACUAGUGAAAAUAUAAAAAUUGGGCAUUUUUCAAUGGGCCAGAGUUGUCUUCUUACUGUUUUUUUCUUAACAUUUCUAUUCAAGCCUAAUUAAAAUUGCUUCAGUUGGACCAUGUAGGUAAAGAGUUCUGUAUUGUACUGAUAACCCUGAAAAAAAAAAAAAA